CGUUAUAGAAUUGAAUUUUAAACGCAGCUACAAAACGUCGGUGCAUUUUAUAUUUCAAUUAUUGAAAACGGAAACAAAAAAAAAAUUCAACAAAUAAGUGAUAAUAAAAGUAUUUAAAAAAGUGAAUACAAAAAUUUAAAAUUUUUCAAGUUGAAGGUGAAAGAUUAAAAAAAUACAGUUCAACUAAAAUAAAAAUUUAACUUUAAGUAAAUAAUAUUUUGGUGUAUUAGUGCGGAAAUUUAAAUAAAAAGUGGUCUUUUAAUAUAGAAAAAAAACUCUUACACUUAGUUUUUUAGAUUUUUUUUCUUGAUUUUGUUAACAAUCCGAUUCAUAAAAAUACCUUUGAUGCUACAGUUGCAACAAAGAAAACUCUUGUGAAAGAAUAGCCGAAAAAAGUCAAAGCUAUUGAGAAAUUACAACUAAGGCAGACCAUUAAAAAACAGAACAAAGUGUUACGCAAAAAUGUUGAGGAACAAAACAAAUGACGACAAAGCCGACACCUUGCUGGCCAAGAGUUUGGUGCCCAUCAUUGAUUUGGCUCAUUGUGGUACCGAAGAAUGUCCAGUAAAAUCGGUGGUCACACGCGUUGGUCAUCAACUACACAAAGCACUCACAGAAAAGGGUUUGGCUCUUUUGGUCAAUCAUGGUAUUUGCGAUGAAAAGUUAAAAACCGCCUGGGAUCACUUAGACGAUUUUGUAGAUCUACCCACAGAUGUGAAAGAACACUACAUACGUUCGGGUGAUGACAAUCAUGGCUAUGUGAGUCCCGGCAUUGAACGUUUCGAUGGCAAAACACCAGAAUUACGUCAUGCUUUCAAUAUCUGCACACUGAAUGCCAAGAAUCUCCCCGAGGAGCCAUUGCCUGGUUUUGCCGAUCACAUAUCCGUAUUGGCGGAAGACUUCAAAGCUUUGGCUCGUUUCGUUUUGCAGGCCUUGGCCAUAUCCUUGGAUAUUCCACAGACAUUUUUUGUGGAAAAACAUUCGCACAUGUUGUCUGGGGAUCAUGAUAAUGAGACCACUCUGCGUCUUUUAUACUAUCCUCCCAUAGUGGAAGAUGAUGAGAACAGUAAAAAUGCCUUUGUUAAGGGACGUUGUAAAUACAGCUAUCAACGUUGUGUCUCCAAUCAGCCCGAUUUUCGCCCAGAAUAUAAUCCACGUGAUGAUUACAAUGAGUUGGAUGGUGAGGCCUUGAAGAAUUCGGAGACCACAGAAAGACAUUUGCCCAAUGGCGAGGUUAUACAUUGCGGUGCUCACACAGAUUAUGGAACAUUCACACUACUCUCACAGGACUCAGAAGGUGGGCUGGAGGUGCAAUUACCCGGCAGCGAUAAAUGGCAUAGGGUUGGCCAUUUGCCUGGGGCAAUUUUAGUAAAUUGUGGCGAGAUAUUGUCCAUAUGGACACAAAAUAAAUAUGCAGCAUUGCCCCAUCGUGUUGUUGUACCCGAACAAGAGCAUUUACGUUCCCGCGGACGUCAUUCGAUAGCCUUCUUCUGCCAUCCAGAUAAUUUAACGAUGAUAUCUCCUAAUGAUUUGCCCCUGCCUGCCGACAAUCAAGAUGCCAUCAGCAAAAAGCCCCGCAAGAAGUCAUUCAAGGCGGCGAAAGAAAAAGUCUACAAUGCUUACCAGUUAAUACAGAAACGUUUUCGAGAUACUUACCAAAAUGGUUCACAGUGAUAGUUAAGGAGACACCUUUAAAUAAGAAUGUGCAGAAUCCUCCCAUAGACUGGCUAAAGGGUUCUUGAAGUCAUGCAACCUUUUUUUUAUUAUUUACUAAAAUUUAAGUAAAUUCAUUUUAUAAAUCAUUCAUUUUCACAAAAGAUUCUUAAUAGAUCAUACUGCAAGAAAAGAAAAACAAAAGUGAUUAUAUUUUUUAGUUUACAACACAAGCGCCACCACCACCACAAACACUACUUUACCAACUUACACACAUGCAUAUAUAAAUUCUAUGUGUCCAACAUAAUUAUUUUCCUUUUGGUAAAAUUUUUUUUUUAAUUUAUACAAAAUUUAAUUAUGUGAAAAUAUACACUCUUGAGUAUAUCUUAGACAUACUUAUAGCAAAAAAUGUAACCCAUUGUUUUUGUAGCAAAAAGAAAAGAAUUUUAAUAAGAUGAUAUUAUAAUUUUCCAUAAAAAACAUGGGCGUUAAUACAAGAA
Messenger RNA from Stomoxys calcitrans (stable fly), 2153 nucleotides. RefSeq lists its product as uncharacterized. NCBI's taxonomy places the organism in Eukaryota, Metazoa, Arthropoda, Insecta, Diptera, Muscidae. Gene Ontology annotation, molecular function: dioxygenase activity. Bases 463 to 1674 code for a protein of 403 amino acids. The record is from RefSeq and is a predicted model, not a curated record. The transcript has 7 exons.